This is a messenger RNA of Carica papaya (papaya), 2112 nucleotides long. RefSeq names its product SKP1/ASK1-interacting protein 2 (gene SKIP2). The record is from RefSeq and is a predicted model, not a curated record. Gene Ontology annotation, biological process: SCF-dependent proteasomal ubiquitin-dependent protein catabolic process. NCBI's taxonomy places the organism in Eukaryota, Viridiplantae, Streptophyta, Magnoliopsida, Brassicales, Caricaceae. Gene Ontology annotation, molecular function: protein binding. Gene Ontology annotation, cellular component: SCF ubiquitin ligase complex.
GCGACGAGGACACGCAUCCCCUAUUUGACGGGGUCUAAACUUCAUAUGUGGACUCCCCUCGCCUUCUCCUCACCUAGUUAUAAUCGCUUCUGUUUCAGUUCAGGAACAAGGAAGAAGCACCUUUAAGCUGUAACCCUAGUGGGAAGCAUAUGGCAAGGACGUUGUAAGUGGUUUUACUUUUACAAAAGCUUCCGUUUGUGCUUUCUUUUUUUUUUUUUUUUUCCUUGGUGGCGCGUGGAGGUAGCCGAAAGAAGAUGGGACAGACGUCGUCUAGUGCUGUAGAUACGUGUCACGGGGGCGGUGCUUUGGGGAUUUGGUAUACGGCAAUUGCUGGUGGUGAGUCGGUGGAGUUUGCGGAGAAAAUCGUUGAGGAGGGGGAUUACACUGACGGUAUUCCCGAUGAGUGUUUGGCUUACAUUUUCCAGUUCUUAGGUUCCGGCGAUCGGAAAAGAUGCUCGAUCGUUUGCAAGCGGUGGCUCCGAGUUGACGGCCAGAGCCGCCAAAGGCUGUCGCUCGACGCUAAGAGCGAGAUUCUAGCCUCGCUGCCUUCUCUUUUUACGCGCUUUGAUUCUGUCACUAAACUCUCUCUCCGAUGCGAGCGAAAGUCCAUCAGCUUAAACGACGACGCAUUGAUUCUGAUUUCCAUCCGUUGCCAAAACCUAACGCGCCUCAAGCUUCGUGGCUGCAGGGAAGUCACUGAUCUCGGAAUGGCAACCUUUGCUCAGAACUGCAAAACUUUGAAGAAGCUCUCUUGUGUCUCGUGUAUGUUCGGCGCCAAAGCCUUGAACGCUGUGCUCGAUCACUGCACGAUUCUCGAGGAGUUGUCUGUAAAUCGGCUCAGAGGAAUCCGUGAUGGAGCAAAGCCAAUCGGUCCGGGUGCUGCCACUUCGUCUUUAAAAUCAAUUUGCUUGAAGGAGCUUGUUAAUGGUCAGUCUUUUGAGCCACUAGUAAUCGGAUCGAAGAAACUCAAAACUUUGAAAAUAAUUCGCUGUUUGGGUUAUUGGGAUAAGGUACUUGAUAUGAUUGGAAAUGGAGAUGGAAACACUUCGCUAACCGAAAUUCACCUAGAAAGACUUCAAGUUAGCGAUAAGGGACUUUCCGCGAUAUCCAAAUGUCCAAAUAUUGAGAAUUUGCAUAUCGUGAAAACCCCAGAAUGCUCAAACUCGGGGCUUAUUUCGGUGGCCGAGCGUUGUAAGCUUUUAAGGAAGCUUCACAUUGAUGGAUGGAGGACUAAUACAAUUAAUGACGAGGGUUUGAUGGCUGUUGCCAAACACUGCCUUAAUUUGCAGGAACUCGUUUUGAUUGGUCUCAAUGCCACGCAUUUGAGCCUGGCGGCAAUUGCUUCUGGUUGUUCGAAAUUGGAAAGAUUGGCGCUGUGCGGGAGUGGAACGAUAGGCGACGCAGAGCUUGCCUGUAUUGCCGCGAAAUCCGUGGCACUGAAGAAGCUUUGUAUCAAGGGAUGUCCUAUUUCGGAUAUUGGGAUUGAGGCUCUUGCUUGGGGUUGUCCCAAUUUGGUCAAAGUUAAAGUCAGGAAAUGCAGGGCAGUGAGUGGUGAAGUUGUAGAGUGGUUGAGGGAUCGAAGGGGGUCCUUGGUUAUCAACAUGGAUGGUGGUGAGCUUGAUGGCCGGGAUGCUAGUGGUAGCGAUGGGGGAGUACAGGAAGGCGGGAUGGAGUAUCUUUCAUCAGUGAUUAGCCAAGCUUCCACAAGUGGGAAUGGCAGAGUAGCAAUGUUUAGGACGAAGUUUGGGUUUUUAGCUGGUAGGAGUUCAUUGGCAUGCACUCUCAGAAGGUGAUCCAACAUUGAUGAUGGUUACAAUGUCAACCUAUAAGUGAUGUUUCUCGUGAAUUGGUUAAAAAUUUCUGGCUUUCAUCUCGUAGUUCUUGUCGUCUUGUAUUUUAAUGGGAUGAACCACUAUUGAUUCAUGCCUGCUUUACAUCUCCAUUUUUUAUUUUUUUAUUUUAAUGAAGUUUGACUUCUGAAUGGAGGACGUAAGGGGCAUCCAUACUGAAAUACAUAUGACUUAUCUUGCUUAACUUUUUUUUUCCCCCUUGCCAGAACUCUCUAUCUUACUUUCCUCCUCUCUCUGAGUUUAGUAUUAUCUUGGAAUUGAA